Chenopodium quinoa (quinoa) is the source of this 1332-nucleotide messenger RNA. RefSeq names its product TPR-containing protein DDB_G0280363-like. NCBI's taxonomy places the organism in Eukaryota, Viridiplantae, Streptophyta, Magnoliopsida, Caryophyllales, Amaranthaceae. Bases 187 to 1332 code for a protein of 381 amino acids. The transcript has 7 exons. The record is from RefSeq and is a predicted model, not a curated record.
ACUCCCACCUCACCUCUAAUUCAAUCUUCUCCCUAAAACGAAACCCUCGUACUCUACCUCUAAUUGCAUAAUCUUCUCCUCAAAUCAGGUUUUUUCGGUGGCCGCUCCGAUCUAGUCUGGUUCUCUCCGACGCGGCACACAAAAUCUUACACUACACUCGCAUCUAAAGAGUAUCUAUUCAGGAAAAUGGCAAUUGAGCAAGUGCAGCGGGAUGGAUCACAGUUGCCUAAGACAAGGCAAGCGUCAAGUACAAGGCAACAUGUGCACAAUGUGCAACAACAGAAUACAAAGCAGCAACAACAACAAAAUGCAGAACAACAACAAGAAACUGUCCAGCAACAACAACAGCAGAUUGUGGGGCAGCAACAACAAACUGUCCAGCAGCAACAACAGCAGAAUGUGCAUCAGCAGCAACAACAACAGAUUGUGGGGCAGCAACAACAACCGAAUCAGGAGCAGCAGCAUGAUGCAGAAGCAUCAACUAGUGAUCAGUCCAGAGAGCAAAGAUUGACAUACCGGGAGAAACGAAGGCUUGAACAAGCUGAACAUCGACUAAAGUUUCCUGAUCGUAAGAGGCGUGGGCCAACUAGGGGUAAGAAAUAUGUUACUAAGAUGUGGAAUCCUAAUUCUGAAGAAAAGAUUAAAAUAAAUUUCAUGGAUGAGCUUCGACGGGUGGUUGGUGAAAAGGCAGAUGAAUUCAUAUGUGAUUGUAGCAAUUGGGUGAAAGAAUUUUGUCCCCUCAAGUCAUUGAAUUGGGCUAAAAUGGAUUCAGGUGCAAAAGAGAGGCUGUAUAAAAAGAUUCGAGCUAAAUAUGAUUUACCUGAUAAAGUUGCUGGUGCUGAUGUUACUGAUGCGUUGAGCUUUCAGUGCUCCAUGUUGUAUAAACAUUGGAGAUUUAGGCUUAAAGAGAAAUACUUUAGAAACAAGUCUAUUGCAGAUGCUAUAAAUAGCAUACCAGAUAAUAUUGAUGCUAACCAAUGGACAUGGCUAGUAUGUGAGUAUUGGAAUGAUGAAAAGCAAAAGCGUAUUAGUAAAGUUAACACGGAUAAUAAGCUUAAGCAAACUGAAACUCCUGCAAAUGGUGCAAGGCAUAAAGACAAGGGAUUUGAACCUAAUGCUGAAAAAGACUAUGAAGCGCUUAGAAACCUUCAUGAAAAAGAAGUGAAAGAGCAUGGUGAAGAUACACUAAGUGUCAAAGCAGCAUACAUGGAGGUUUUCAAACCAAAGUCUGGAUAUGUCAAGGGACUUGGUCCCGGAGCUCGUCCACCUAAGAAAAGAAGAGUUGAAGGAGAAACUAAUGAAAGCUUAGAACCUCAAAUGAAGAGCUUAUAG